AUGGUCCCUGUACAGUCUUUCACAGGUGGGCUGCUGGGCACAGGUGGGGCUGCUGGUCACAGGUGGGGCUGCUGGUCACAGGUGGGGCUGCUGGUCACAGGUGGGGCUGCUGGUCACAGGUGGGGCUGCUGGUCACAGGUGGGGCUGCUGGUCACAGGUGGGGCUGCUGGUCACAGGUGGGGCUGCUGGUCACAGGUGGGGUUGCUGGUGCUGGUGCUGGCGGCUGGCGCUGGUGCUGGUUCCUGGUGCUGGCAGCUGGCACUGGGGCUGGUUCCUGAUGCUGGCGGCUGGCGCUGGGGCUGGUUCCUGGUGCUGGCGGCUGGCGCUGGUGCUGGUUCCUGGUGCUGGCGGCUGGCACUGGGGCUGGUUCCUGGUGCUGGCGGCCGGCGCUGGGGCUGGUUCCUGGUGCUGGCGACUGGCGCUGGGGCUGGUUCCUGGUGCUGGCGGCUGGCGCUGGGGCUGGUUCCUGGUGCUGGCGGCUGGCGCUGGGGCUGGUUCCUGGUGCUGGCGGCUGGCGCUGCGACCGCCGGUGCGACGGGCGAGGUGCAAGGUGGCGCUGGCUGCAGUCGAUGGCGCAAACGCGAUCGCGGGCCGCUGGCGACUUCGCUGGCGACUUCGCUGGCGGGUCGCUGGCGGCGGGUCCGCUGGCGUUCGCCAUAG
Molecule: messenger RNA, 660 nt
Organism: Closterium sp. Naga37s-1
Lineage: Eukaryota; Viridiplantae; Streptophyta; Zygnematophyceae; Desmidiales; Closteriaceae
Source: the annotation of a GenBank genome assembly